Messenger RNA from Galendromus occidentalis (western predatory mite), 1358 nucleotides. RefSeq names its product beta-1,3-galactosyltransferase 1-like. Lineage: Eukaryota; Metazoa; Arthropoda; Arachnida; Mesostigmata; Phytoseiidae. Gene Ontology annotation, molecular function: hexosyltransferase activity. Gene Ontology annotation, cellular component: Golgi membrane. The record is from RefSeq and is a predicted model, not a curated record. Gene Ontology annotation, biological process: protein O-linked glycosylation. The coding region runs from base 98 to 973 and encodes 291 amino acids. The transcript has a single exon.
GUACUGCAACGAGGUUUUCGGAAACGAGGACAUUGUCUCGUCCAUCGGAUCGACUCCGAUACGUCGGGUCGGGAUCGAUCCGGAUCACCAUCGGUGGAUGGACAAUAGCACGAGAUACAAUUAUAACUUCAGAAUGCUGGUGGAACCGCGCCCGGUGACCUGUCCUUCUCAUCUGUACGCAAUCGUCCCGUCAGCACCAAAGAACAUCGAGAGGCGGAGGGCGAUCAGACGAACUUGGGCUAAGGAUGUGCAGUCGAGAGGAAACUCACGACUUAUCUUCUCCUUGGGGAAGUCGAAUGACCGCAAACUCGACAUCGAUCUUAAAUACGAGCAGGAGACGCAUGAGGACGUGCUCGUUUUCGACUUCGAAGACUCCUACGAGAACGCGACGCUCAAAACCGUAUUGAGCGUGGGAUACGCUGCCAGGUGCCGACCGGCUUACUUUUUGAAAGCUGACGAUGACACUUACGUGAACGUGGAACGCCUUCUCGCGAGCAUCAAACUCAUCGAGGGAGCCCUCAAGGAACCGUUCUUCGCAGGUCAGGUUCAUUAUCGAGCGAAGCCUCAUCGGACCUUUUCGAAAUGGACAGUGGACUACGUGGAAUAUCCAGAAUAUUCGUAUCCUCCGUACAUCAGUGGGAAUCUAUACGUGAUUUCGGGAUCCUUGCUACCCUCGGUGGCCGCUACCGCUAUGCACACUCGACAUCUCCAUCUGGAGGACGUUUUCAUGACUGGAUUGGUAGCGACUAAGUUGAUGGUACCGCGAGUUUCCAUCGAGGGGAUCUGGGAUCUCAGGAGGGCGACAAGUCACAACUGUGCCUACGAUCGAUUCGUCUCGGGUCAUUAUAUCGAGGCGUCGCUCAUGGAACGAAUACAUGACGACCGACGGAAUUUAGUCCAAUCCUGCAUAUCGCUGUUCUUCCUCAGUUGGUGCAGGUGUGUCCCGAAAAUCACCGAAAUUUUCGUCGUUUGAAGAAGACGAUCCAACGUGGAAUUUGAGCCUCGCUACUUGUCGAUGUCGCGUUACCGAUAUUCGACGGCUCACCCGCGCUCGUCGACUACUCAGGCUGUGUGGAGCUUCGCGCUCUAAGCAACCGCUCGGGGACCAGCAAUGUGGACAGUUUACUGUGAAUCAUAGAUAUUUGAAAUGACUGGUUGUGAUUAAGGGUCUGUGGAUACGCUCCGCCCUCUUUUUUCCCAGCGUGCGUCCACGCGAGCCCACUCACUCACUCUCUAGUGGCACAUUUUUGUUCCCACGAACUACAUACACUGUGAUUCUCUUACGAUCUCGUACGAUGGUACAGCCGUAGAGUGUCCGGGACUUUCCUCCUAGCGAGCCGGAAUAAACACUUCUGUAU